GUUGUCAUUUUAAUACAAAUUACUCAGUUGGUAAUCGUAUCCAAGUUAUUUGCCUUGGUGCAUUCUGUCGGAUGUUCUCGCAAUUUCGAAUACCUGUUUUCUUCGGUGAACCAUGAUUUCUAUUCUACUUGCUCUUCUCCUCACCGGCCCACCUCACAAUCUCAAUGAAAUCCAUUUGCGUCCCGCAAUCGACAUCGCGUUUGAGAAGGUGAACGAUGGGGCCGCAGGAGGUCUCUACCACAAUUUUUCUAUGUCCUACAUCUUUCGCGAGACCGGUCCGGACUGCGGUCGGCCGGUCAUGGAGGCUCCUGCCAUCGCCGCCGAACUCUAUCGCCGCUACCCCCUGGACGGCAUCCUUGGAUCCCCAUGUAGCUACGAGACCGUGGGCAUCGCCGAUCUGGCCGCCUACUGGAACCUCCCCGUCGUGACCGGCGUCUCAACGUCGGCCGUCCUCGACGACAAGAAUCGCUAUCGAACCCUCACUCGGACUUCGUUCAAAACUGGAGUUCUCGCGAAAGCUGUUGUUGCAUUUCUUGAGGAGUACGAUUGGCGUCGAUUUGCGUUAGUCUGGCAGUUCCCAGGCUUCUCAUCUCUGUUUGCAACCGCUAUGAAGGAACUGAUGAAGACCGAAGACAAUGUCACUAUGCACGAAUUUGAUCUAAGAGAUUACGAGUCAGUUAAAGAUGCUCUGGACGCCGCCAAGGGUGUGUCAAGAAUCAUCAUCAUAUCUGGACCCGGUGAACUGGUUCGAGAGGCCAUGCUGCACGCGUUCGAUAUGGGACUCGUCAAUGGUGAAUAUGCCUUCGUCAGUAUCGAACCAUUCAGUAAUACUCUGGUGUUUGGAGAUGACAACUGGAAGCAAAACGACGAUCGGGAUGAAGACGCCAAGAAGGCCUACGAAGCCCUCCUCACCGUUCGUCUCUAUGAGCCGCAGACUGACGAGUAUAGAGCAUUUCAGACGGAGCUGGAACGCCGUGAGAUACGGGACUACAACUGGACAAGGCCCGACCCAGAGCAUAAUAAUUUCUUUGCGAGUGCUUUCCACGAUGCUGUGAUCUUGUACAGCUUGGCUGUGAAUGAAACGUUGGCUGAGGGAGGCAAUAUAUCAGAUGGCUACUCUAUCACGAGGAAGAUGUGGAAUCGAUCCUUGGACGGCAUAUCUGGCACAGUCACAAUCAACAAUAACGGCGACCGGAACGCAGACUACUCCAUCUGGGACAUGACUGAUACCGUAAACGGCACAUUUCAGGUCCUAUCGAAUUAUUAUGGGGAGACUGGUAUACUUGAGAGGACGGGGGUGAAGCCGGCAUGGCCAGGAGGGGGUCUCGACCCGCCGAGAGAUGCCCCAGAAUGUGGCUUCCAGAACGAGAAAUGUCAGUCCAAUGAGUUCCCGAUUCUUGGGCUUGUUGGUAUCGUAGCCGUGGUGGUGGUCCUGGCGUCUGCUGGGAUUCUUUUCGUUAUUUACAGGAAACAUCGACUUGAUGCAGAGCUUAUGAGCAUGUCUUGGAAGGUCACGUGGGAUGAGCUUCUAUUUGACGAGAUUGGCAAAUCGGUUGCCACGGCAACGUCUCGUUCUAGCAUAUCUUCGCGGAGAUCAAUGAAUUCUGAAAUACAAGAUGGAGGCCAAAUAUUCGCUACUAUUGCCAGAUACAAGGGUCGUGCAGUUAUGGUGAAGAGAAUCAGCCAAAGAAAGAUUGAAUUGAAUAAAAAUGUCCUCAAAGAACUUAGAAAUAUGAGAAAUCUUGAACACACUAAUGUCGUCCGCUUUGUUGGCGCAUGCGUGGACCCUCCCAACCAAGCGAUUCUGACUGAAUAUUGCCCUCGAGGAAGCCUACAGGACAUCUUGGAGAACGACCAGCUGAAGCUUGACUUGAUGUUUAGACAAUCUCUGUUAAUGGAUGCAGUUAGGGGGCUUCACUACAUCCAUGAUAGUGUCAUUGGGGUCCACGGUCGCCUGACCUCAUCAAACUGCGUGGUCGAUGGCCGGUUCGUGCUGAAGAUCACCGACUUUGGCAUCCCUUCUUUCAGAAAAUCCAACAAAUAUGAGGAUAACAAUUACAAGCUCUUAUGGCGAGCACCGGAGCUCCUCCGAUUCCCUUCCACUUCACCGAGUAAAGAGGGAGACAUAUAUGCUUUGGGAAUUAUAAUGCUCGAGAUAGGAACGCGAUGUGGACCAUUUGACGAAGAAAGAAAAACCAUGGAUACUGAUGGAAUCCUUGAAAAACUGAGGUCAACCGGAAGUGAACCACCGUUUCGUCCUGCCGUACCGGAAGCAGCGUGGGACCCUGUCAUCAAGGAUCUAAUGAAGAGAUGCUGGGCCGAGAACCCAUGCGAUAGACCAACGACAAGCGCCUUGCAGACUACACUCAAGAAGACCAUCAAAGGAACUUCGAGCGGUGGCAAUAUUUUGGACAACCUGCUGAAUCGUAUGGAACAGUACGCAACCAACCUUGAAGCCUUGGUAGAAGAAAGGACAGCGGCCUUCCUGGAAGAGAAGAAACGAUCAGAGAGACUGCUCUAUGAAGUACUUCCAAGAUCGGUAGCAGAACAGCUGAAGCAAGGAAAGUCCGUUGACCCCGAGUCUUAUGAGAAUGUUACCAUUUUCUUCAGCGACAUCGUAGGUUUUACUGCCUUGUCCUCCCAGAGUACACCUUUAGAGGUUGUUGCUCUCUUAAACGACUUAUACACGUGUUUCGACAGCAUCAUAGCUCAUUUCGACGUAUAUAAGGUUGAGACCAUUGGUGAUGCUUACAUGGUUGUAUCGGGACUACCGAUAAGAAACGGUACUGCGCAUGCUCGUGAGAUCGCGCAGAUGUCACUAGCUCUGCUCGGAGCAGUCAAAUCGUUCAAGAUCAGGCAUCGUCCAGAGGAACAGCUAAAACUUCGUGCUGGUAUACAUUCAGGUCCUUGCGUAGCCGGCGUGAUAGGGGUUAAGAUGCCAAGGUAUUGUCUCUUUGGAGACACUGUAAACACCGCAUCUCGAAUGGAAUCAACAGGUGAAGCACUAAAGAUUCAUACAAGUUUGACGAGCAAGACAAUUCUAGAAAAGUUUCAGGUCUUCGUACUUGAGCUGCGGGGACUCGUCGAAAUGAAGGGAAAAGGGCAACAGACGACAUAUUGGUUGCUUUCACAGAAAGAGUGCGACAAAGGAUAAUUCCAGUAACUCUUGUAAAAGGGGAAUUUCACCCUGACAAAAAGAAUAUUGUACAAAUAGCAGAAAAAAUAAUAAAUAUUGCCGAAGGUUUGAGAAAAAUCCAUCAAAGAAUAGAAUAGCUAUUAGAAUUUCAAUUAUUUGAUUUGUGACGUCAUAUGCGAGCAGCAUUCCUACAUAUCAAAUGGUAAAAAACUGAAUGAAAUUUAAUUUUCUCAGAAAAUUGAAAAAUUGAAAAUUGGUUUUUACUUAACCUUUUGUAUAUCAAUAGACAAAUCAUUUUACACCCGAUCAUGAAAAGAGAAUACAAAUAAAUAAUCAGGAACCAUUAUAAAAAUGUUAUAUUACAUAACAUAAUUAUGGGUCAGCUGCUCGUUUAUGACGUUUAUGACGUUAUUAGAACUUAAAAUUCGAAUAACCUUCUUAAUCUUUAAUGGAUUUUCUUCAAACCUUCAAUAUUUUUUUAAUUAUUUAUCUGCUAUUUUUACAACAAAAUUUUCUUCAAGGUGAACUCCGCCUUUAAGGUCACCGUACGGAUGGGCUGGUCUACGAUUCCGUUUGGGAAGAAACCGCAUUUAAAACAUUUCCUUGUAAUGUAAACAUCUAAAAUAAUCGUACAAGAAGUUCAGGAUAACUAUCUAAAUGCUUCUAUCAAAGUUUUCAAAAGGCGGGGGGGGGACAUAUUCCCGAGCAAAAUUUGACAAGC
Molecule: messenger RNA, 3857 nt
Organism: Lytechinus pictus (painted urchin)
Lineage: Eukaryota; Metazoa; Echinodermata; Echinoidea; Temnopleuroida; Toxopneustidae
Product: atrial natriuretic peptide receptor 1-like
Exons: 22
Coding region: 113-3154 (1013 amino acids)
Biological process (GO): protein phosphorylation; cGMP biosynthetic process; intracellular signal transduction
Cellular component (GO): plasma membrane
Molecular function (GO): ATP binding; natriuretic peptide receptor activity; guanylate cyclase activity
Source: RefSeq, a predicted model, not a curated record